Messenger RNA from Kalmanozyma brasiliensis GHG001, 1422 nucleotides. RefSeq names its product Cupin 1. The record is from RefSeq and is a predicted model, not a curated record. Lineage: Eukaryota; Fungi; Basidiomycota; Ustilaginomycetes; Ustilaginales. Bases 1 to 1422 code for a protein of 473 amino acids. The transcript has 2 exons. Gene Ontology annotation, biological process: oxalate metabolic process.
AUGAAGUUGACCCUACCCUUCCUCUCCCUGGCGCUCUUCUUCGCGGUGCUGGAUAGCGCCCACUCGAGGGUGCUGCCCGUCGAGUCGGCGCCCUACGCACGCAACUCUGGCGGCAUCCCCGCCCUCGUCCCGCGCUCUCCCCCCUCGGCACCCGACAGCGUCCUCCACAGGCGAGUGACGCGACACAUCCGCCCUGAGUACCCCUCCGUCUCGCGCCGUCAAACCGUCGACAACGGCGGCAUCAACACCACCACCAACCCGCAACCCAUCCGAGGUAGCAAAGGAGCUCCCUUCCUGCACGACUCCAACACGCCCAUCGAUCGUCAGAACCCGGACAGCAUCUCUCCGCCCCCCACCGACGCGGGCAACGUACCCAACCUCAAGUGGUCCUUUUCGCUCUCGCACAGCCGGCUGCUCAACGGGGGCUGGGUGCGCGAGCAGACGGUGACCGACCUGCCCUCGUCGCCCGGCGUCGCGGCGGCCGAACAACGGCUCAGCCCCUACGCGUAUCGCGAGCUGCACUGGCACCGCGUCGCCGAAUGGGGUCUCGUGCUCAACGGCACCGUUCGCAUCACGGCCAACGACGAGGAGGAUCGCAACUACGUCGGUGAUGCGGGCGUGGGCGAUCUGUGGUCGUUCCCGGCGGGCAUACCGCAUACCCUCCAAGCGGGCCCCGAAGGCGCCGAGUAUCUGCUGGUGUUUGACGACGGCAACUUUGAUGCGGCGGGGACGACGUUUAUGCUGGACGACUGGAUCGCGCAUACGCCGCGCGAGGUGCUGGCCGAAAACUUUGGCUGGAACGCCAGCGUGUUUGGCUCCAUCCCUUCUCCAGACCCGUACCUGGUCCCCGCUGGACAGAACGAAUCGUGGCUCUCGUUGGAGGAAGCGCGCCAGGCAGUCUCUACCAAUCCGGGAGGAGAGGCUACUCCAUACGUCUACGCGCUCAGUCAGCAGAAUCGCACCCAAGCCCCCGGCGGCGGUGGCUGGGUCAAGGUGACCGACUACCGCCAGUUCCCCUCUUCCCCGACGCUCGCCAGCGCCUACGUGCACGUCGAAAAGGGUGGACUGAGGGAGCUGCACUGGCACAAGAACGCCGAGUGGGGAUACAUCGUCAAGGGCAAAGCACGAGCGACGGCUUUCGCCGGUGGAGCCACGGCGAGGACGUUCGACCUCCAAGCAGGCGAUAGUUGGGUCUUUCCCACCAACUACGGCCACUACCUGCAGAACGUCGGCGAGGAACCGUUGGAGUUCAUCGAGAUCUUCCGCGGCGCCAAUUUCGGCGACCGGGUGCGCUUCGACGACUUUUCGCUCACCCAGUGGCUCGCGCUGCUGCCGCCGAGCGUGGCGGCCAAGCAGUUGAACGUCACCGAGGCGCUCGUGCGCCAGCUCAAACGGGCGAAACAGGUCAUCGUCGCUGGGUGA